Salvia hispanica is the source of this 762-nucleotide messenger RNA. The record is from RefSeq and is a predicted model, not a curated record. Lineage: Eukaryota; Viridiplantae; Streptophyta; Magnoliopsida; Lamiales; Lamiaceae.
AUGGAAGAAUUGGUAGAAGAAGAUCGCGUAGGGAGGAGGAAGCCGCGCGCCUCCUCAAAGGCGACCCGGACUUACAUCCAUCGUAACCGGGAGGAAGUCGCCGUAAGGUUGGAACGUGAUUACUUCGAUCGGAACCGGUAUGGGGAGAUAUCUCUUACGUCGCUAUUUCCGUAUGUCACGCGUCUAUUUUUGCAUAUCGCGAAUACAUUGGCGGCCGGGAAGAGUACUUCGGAGAAGGGGUUCAACGUUGUUGGCCGUCCUAGCCACACGACGCUCAAAAAAUGUAUUGCGGCGAUCCGUCGGCUUGCUACGACAACGGGAUUUGUUCGACGAAUACACGCACGUCGGAGAAUCCAAUGGGAGACUUUGUUUGAUGAACUUCUGCAAAGGCGUCCGGCAGCCUUCACCGAUGAAUUUCCAAGAAGCCAACCACCGCAAAUUGUCGUUCGCUCCAACUUCACGAACAAGUGCACGGAUUCCCGGAUGCUCGGGAGUGUCGAUUGCUUGCAUUGGCAAUGGAAGAAUUGCCCCGUGGCGUGGGGGGGUCAUACACGAUCGGCCUCAAAGGCACCCACCCCACUGUUAUACUCGAGGUCGUCGCCGACUACGGCUAUGGAUUUGGCAUGCAUAUUUGGGGCCCCCGGCUCGAACAACGACGUCAACGUGCUCAACAAUUCCGACCUCUUCGACGAAGUUCGAAUGUGGACAACCUUCGUGAAGACGUUCACAGCCCCCGCGAAGAAAACAGACUCUUUUGCGUAG